CGAAGCGCCUCUGCCGGGUGGGAAACUUUCACGCACGGAGAUGCUUCAAUGAGUAACAGCGAACAGCUCAACGCGUCCGGGUUUUUUUUCUUCAUUAACGCGCCGCUGAUCUCAGAUCCGGAUCAGACCGUUAACUGGACGCACCGAGGCUGAACCGACUCCGCAUUAAGCGGGAGGAGGAGGAGUUUGCUGCUUUACUGUCUGUCUGGGCGUCGACUGGACUCAGAGCUGAAGGAGCCUCAGAGAGAUCAGACCUUCACAGCUUCACAGGUUGAAGAUUUAAAGUUUCUUCUUGUUCUUCUGGUAUCUCCUGAGCAGGAUGCAGCAGCUGGAGGACGACAAGCCCAAGAAGAAGGUGACGCUCUACCUUCUCUUCUGCGUCUCCACGGCCGUCAUCGGAUCGCUGCAGUUCGGAUACAACACCGGCGUCAUCAAUGCACCUGAACAGAAGCUGCGUGGGUUCUUCCAGAACGUCUCCAUGGAGCGCUAUGGGGAACCCUUCAGUCCUGGAACCAACACCAUGGUGUGGAGCUUCGCCGUGGCCAUCUUCAGCGUGGGAGGGAUGAUCGGAUCGUUCUCAGUGGGGACCAUGGUCAACACGUUCGGCAGGAGGAAGUCCAUGCUGCUCUCCAACAUCCUGGCUCUGGUGGGAGGAGGUCUGAUGGGACUCUCCACCCUCAGUCAGUCCUUUGAGAUGGUGAUCGUCGGCCGGCUGGUCAUCGGCGUCUUCUGCGGUUUGUGCACCGGUCUGACGCCGAUGUACGUCGGAGAGAUUUCCCCCACCGCCGUCAGAGGAGCCUUCGGGACGCUGCACCAGCUGGGCGUCGUCAUCGGCAUCCUGGUGGCUCAGAUCUUCGGUCUGGAGUUCCUGCUGGGUUCCGACUCGCUGUGGCCUCUUCUCCUGGCCCUCACCGUCGUUCCUGCCAUCCUGCAGAGCAUCAUGCUGCCCUUCUGCCCUGAAAGUCCUCGAUACCUGCUGAUCGUCCUCAACCAGGAGGAGGAGGCCAGGAAAGCUCUGGUGCGACUCCGCGGCUCUGAAGACGUGAACGACGACAUCCAGGAGAUGAAGGAGGAAGGCAUGAAGAUGGCUCUGGAGAAGAAGGUCACCGUCCUGGAGAUCUUCAGGUCUCAGAACUACCGGCAGCCCAUCAUCAUCGCCAUCAUCCUGCAGCUCUCCCAGCAGCUGUCGGGCAUCAACGCAGUGUUUUAUUACUCUACUGGAAUCUUCGACGCUGCCGGCGUCACUCAGCCGAUCUACGCCACCAUCGGUGCUGGAGUCGUGAACACCGUGUUCACCGUCGUCUCUCUCUUCCUGGUUGAGCGGGCCGGACGCAGAACGCUGCACCUGAUCGGCCUGGCCGGGAUGGCGAUCUGCGCCCUCAUCAUGACCAUCUCCCUGUCUCUGGUGAAGGCCACCCCGUCCCUCAGCUACCUGGCCAUCGUGGGCGUCUUCGGCUUCGUCGCCAGCUUCGAGAUGGGUCCGGGUCCGAUCCCCUGGUUCAUCGUGGCCGAGCUCUUCUCCCAGGGGCCCCGGCCGGCCGCCAUGGCCAUCUCCGGCUGCUCCAACUGGACCGCCAACUUCCUGGUGGGGCUCGGCUUCCCCAAACUGGAGGAACUCUGCGGUCCGUACGUCUUCCUCAUCUUCAUGGUCCUGCUCAUUCUCUUCUUCAUCUUCACCUACCUGAGGGUUCCUGAGACCAAAGGGAGGACCUUCGACGACAUCGCUCAGGGAUUCGCCGCCAGCGCCGGGAAGUCGUCUCCGUCUGCGGCGCCGGAAUCGGUGAUGGUUCCGCUACCGGAUGGCAAAGAACCGGCGCCGAUGUCUCCCACAGAGAGGUUGCCCAUGGUGGACCUGCCUCCAGAGAAACAGUGAAGAACCUCAGAGCUACACCUGGAACACUGGAAGCACGACUCAGUCUACUAAUGAGAGUUUAUUAAUUUAUGUUCUUAGGAGCCGUUUUUAAAAAUUAAAAAGCCUUUUUUUAAAUUAAAAGAUCCCCACUUAGAGAUGCUUAAAGAAUUGACAGAAUUCCCAGUAAUCUGCUUUCAACAGUGUUUGCUGACAGUCCAGCUCCUGGUUCUGCCCUGUAAGAGGAUCAGAACGGGUUUGGUGUUGAGUUGCAGGUCCUCAGCUCCCCUCACUGCUGGAAGGUUGCAGGAUUUAGGGCUUUCAUGGAAUCAGGUCAGGCCUGAAAAGCCGGUUUUGGAGCUCAAAGUUUGACCCAAAAAGACUGAAUAACUGCCCUGUGAGCUGCUGCAGGGAACAGGGAGGUAGAAGAACCAUCAUGGAAGCAGAAGAACCAACAUGGAGGUAGAAGAACCAUCAUGGAGGUAGAAGAACCAACAUGGAGGCAACAGAACCAACAUGGAGGUAGAAGAACCAACAUGGAGGCAACAGAACCAACAUGGAGGUAGAAGAACCAACAUGGAGGUAGAAGAACCAUCAUGGAGACAGAAGAACCAACAUGGAGGCAUCAGGACCAACAUGGAGGUAGAAGAACCAUCAUGGAGGUAGAAGAACCAACAUGGAGACAGAAGAACCAACAUGGAGGCAUCAGAACCAACAUGGAGGCAACAGAACCAACAUGGAGGUAGAAGAACCAACAUGGAGGCAUCAGAACCAACAUGGAGACAGAAGAACCAACAUGGAGGCAUCAGAACCAACAUGGAGGCAACAGAACCAACAUGGAGGCAACAGAACCAACAUGGAGGUAGAAGAACCAACAUGGAGGAUCUCUGACAUUCAGGAACAGGAAAAAGCACUAAACUUAGAAACUUAGAACAAAUAUAUUUCAGUAUUUAGAACAUUUUUAAAGUAUUGUCAUGCUGUAGAAACCUCAGGAUGUUUGUGUUUCUGCAGCGUUUGUGUUCUGUCUGCAUGAUUUGUCAUUUCAGCUUCAAUAUUUAAGAAGAAAAAUGAACUCGAACACAUCCGGCUGCAGCUUUUCUGCUCCUUCGUACUAAAACAAAACUGUCACGGUUCUUACUUUCCAUCAAGAGAAGUCUGAUAGAACAUUAUUUAGUCAGAUUUGAGGCGUCAGAGAUUAUUUUAAAGAGUAGCUCCACAUGAGCAGGAGAGAAACUCUGAAAAGGCUCUUUUUAAAUAAUUUUUUUAUUUCCUCUGCUGAUGCACUCCCCUAUAAAACCACUUCAAUCAUCCUGGAAUGAUUCGUUCUUUCUAAAGAUAAGAUAAAGAUAAGAUAAAGUUCUUUAUUUCUCCCCACUCCAGGGGAAAUUUACAUUGUUACUGCUGAAAGUUCCUGUGUUUAUUCAACCUAUAUUACUGAAAAACUACAUAUAAUAAUGCCAGUUUGUUCCAGUGUCUAAAUUUUCAGUUUGGGGUCCUUAAUAUUGCAUAUUAUUAAUAAUAAGCUGGAAAUUACUCUAAUCACAGUAACAGGGUUGCUAAUCCAUGCUAAUGUGAUCUUUUUCUCAGCAGUAGAAGCUAGAUAUUUAGCUGCUGUUACUGCUGACCAAGAGGACAAACUGACUGAUGGAAAACAGUCCAAAGAAUUAGUCUGAUACUGAUAAUAUGAGGUAGAGGGAGACAUUCAAUCAAGGCUGACAAUGUGAUGAAAAUAUGAAAAAUAGAAGAGAGGACAUAGCUUUGUUCUACACAUUCUGUAGGAAAACUGCUGAUGAUGGAAACGACAAAAAUAAGACAGAAAAUGACAAAAAUGAGACAGAAAAUGCCAAAACGAGACACAAAAUGACAAAAAUGGGACACAGAACAACAAAAAUGAGACACAAAAUGAACUAAAUAUCAUUUUGCUCCAACAUCAUGCAGCUUUACUCGUACAAUAAAUUUUGCAUAUUAUUAAAAUGAGCAGAAACAGUAGAAAAACUGAGACUGAAAAAAAUCAACUGCAUGAAAAUAUCUCAGCUGCAAAAAAGAUGUUUAGUAAAAAUAGGUUUUCUGUCUGCAGCUGUUGUUAUUCUGACCAUUAAAUCAGCAGCACAAAGUUAUAAGUGAACGAAAUUCCUUUUUUAAAGCUUUUUCUCAAUCAUUUUUGAUUUUCUUUGCAGAUGCGCUCCCCUGCAAUCAUUCUGGAGUGAUCCAGUCUUUCUAAAUUGAGAUUUUCAAGUAAUUUGCUGCAGUUUUUUCAGUGUUUUUCACAGAAAACUAAGUGAGUUUGUGCUGAUAAAGAAGCAGAUGAUUCUGUGUGAGUCUAACGCUGCCAUAGAAACACGAGUUAACCUCCUCAGUUUUAGGAUUUCACUGCAAGUUUUAUUUUGUUUACAGAGAAUAUUAGAGUUGGAGUCAAACCUCAGGAGGCGGAAUGUGAAGCUGCAUGAAGCUUCCAGCUGUUAGAACAUCUGUCCAUCCAUCAUGUACUUGAAGCUCCUUCAACAUCUCCAGUAAAACACCUUUAAAUCUGUAAACUAGCAUCUGUAUCUGAGGUUUCUGGUGCUGAAAACACUAAAUGAUCUGUAUUUAUUUGAGUUUAAAAAACGUCCUUCUUGUGUCUAAUGAUGUGUAUAUCAGCUGUUUAACAUUCCAUUAAUGUUGUCUAAAUGUUCUUCUGGCUGAUGAGAAUGUCUGAGCUUUGCUUCGCUUUUGCACUUUGAUGACGGAUUCUGUUGUUUCCUGUAAAUAUGUGGUUUGUUGAGAUGCUUUCUGGUUGUUUCUUCUGUUAAAUCUGUUCUGAUUCCUCUGAUUCUCCGUCUGAUGCACUGAUGCUGCUCUGCAUGUUCACAAUAUUCACUUUUAUUUUGUGUAUAUUUCGUUGUUGUAAAUAAACAGAAGUCACAUCCA
Messenger RNA from Amphiprion ocellaris (clown anemonefish), 4756 nucleotides. RefSeq names its product solute carrier family 2 member 3b (gene slc2a3b). The transcript is spliced from 12 exons. Gene Ontology annotation, molecular function: hexose transmembrane transporter activity. Gene Ontology annotation, biological process: response to insulin; monosaccharide transmembrane transport. The coding region runs from base 320 to 1873 and encodes 517 amino acids. The record is from RefSeq and is a predicted model, not a curated record. Lineage: Eukaryota; Metazoa; Chordata; Actinopteri; Pomacentridae. Gene Ontology annotation, cellular component: apical plasma membrane; basolateral plasma membrane.